AUGUCGUCCGAGAAGCCCUUACCGUUCAUCUAUCAGUUCGCGGCAGGUGCCGUCGCCGGUGUCUCUGAAAUCUUGGUGAUGUACCCUCUGGACGUCGUCAAAACCCGAGUUCAGUUACAACCAGCCACAGCCAAGGGUCCUGAUGCAUACAAUGGCAUGAUAGACUGCUUCCGGAAGAUCGUCAAGAAUGAAGGGUUCGGACGCCUGUAUCGCGGUAUCGAGGCACCCAUUCUGAUGGAGGCGCCAAAGCGAGCCACAAAAUUUGCGGCUAAUGAUGCUUGGGGCAAAUUCUACCGCGACUUAUUCGGUAUGUCCAAGAUGAAUCAAUCUCUCUCGAUUCUCACCGGAGCCACUGCCGGUGCUACAGAGGCUUUUGUCGUGGUGCCUUUCGAACUGGUCAAGAUUCGUCUCCAGGAUCGAGCCUCUGCUGGCAAGUACUCUGGGAUGGUCGACGCUGUGACCAAGAUUGUUAAAUCCGAAGGUCCCCUGGCACUGUACAACGGCCUUGAGAGCACCAUGUGGAGACACAUCUUCUGGAACGCGGGUUAUUUCGGAUGUAUCUUCCAAGUACGGGAGCUGCUUCCAAAGGCGGACAAUAAGACCACACAGAUGGGUUAUGACCUGAUCUCCGGUGCUACUGGAGGCACAGUUGGGACGAUUCUGAACACUCCACUGGAUGUGGUUAAGUCCCGCAUUCAGAACAGCCCAAAGAUUGCUGGUGUAGUUCCCAAAUAUAACUGGGCGUUCCCAGCUAUCGGCACUGUGAUGAAGGAGGAAGGCUUUGGAGCGCUGUAUAAGGGGUUCAUUCCCAAGGUCCUCAGAUUGGGCCCAGGUGGAGGUAUCUUGUUGGUCGUGUUUACUGGGGUCAUGGACUUCUUCCGGAAGAUGAAGGCUGAAGCAUGA
Molecule: messenger RNA, 903 nt
Organism: Venustampulla echinocandica
Lineage: Eukaryota; Fungi; Ascomycota; Leotiomycetes; Helotiales; Pleuroascaceae
Product: Mitochondrial carrier
Exons: 6
Coding region: 1-903 (300 amino acids)
Biological process (GO): transmembrane transport
Source: RefSeq, a predicted model, not a curated record